GUUUUGAGCAGAAUGUAGUCUUAACUGCUACAAAAGAAUGCGAAGCUGUUACAUGAUUUAAAACAAAAUUAAAAUGCUUCUGCAUUUUUGGUUUAAGAUUAGCAAGUUUUACUUUUUUUUACAGAGAACACAUGAGUUUUUACAUGCUUUGGUUGCAAUGUUUAUAAAUGUUAAAAAAGCUUGCUAAUCAACAUAACUAGUCUUCUUAACCUCCACCAACCUUUGAUCAGGUCAAUUCAACCCCAACUUGUUGAAUUUAUAUAUUAUAUGACAUGCAUUUUUUAAAACUAACAGAAGAUUUAUAUAGUUUUAUUUAGAAUAAAAAAUGGAAGAUGAAGAGAAAAUGAGAAUGCAAAUACGGCAGAUGCAAAAAAGAGGAAAUGAAAUCACAGACGAGUCUCUGGAGAGCACACGAAGAAUUUUGCAAAUGGCAGAGGAGACUCAAGAAACGGGUAUAAAAACAAUGGUAACAUUGGAUGAGCAAGGCGAGAGGUUAGACCAUAUUGAAGAGGAGCUUGAGGAUAUCAAUGCGAAUGUAAGAGAGGCUGAGGAAAACUUAACAAAAAUGGAGCGAUUUUGUGGCUUAUGUCUUUGUAGCUGCCGGAGGCCUCGUAACUUUGAAAAGACUGAGCAAUAUAAAAAAGCUUUUGGACAGAUAGCAGGGCCACAUACCAAAAAGAAUAAAAACGUAAAGAAGACUGAAGAAUCUGGAAAUUUUAUUCAGAGGGUUACCAAUGAUGCCAGAGAAGACGAGAUGGAAGAUAAUAUGAAACAAGUAGCAGGUAUUGUGAACAACUUGGAAUCUAUGGCACUCGACAUGGGCGAUGAACUUAAAAAACAAAACUCACAACUUGACCGUAUCACUGAUCAAACAAAUGCAAAUGCUGAACGAAUUGAUGUUGCAAACAAACAUGCAGAGCAAUUAUUAGCUGACAACUAAAACAUCAUAUAUCUAUUAUAUUAUUAAGUAUCAUACCUUCAUUGAAUUUCAAAUUUUAUAUAUCAUAUAAAAUAUUAAAAAAGAAACAGUACUAAACAUUUUUUUUAUUAUUUACAUGUCACAUUUGUAUUUUUUUUUGCUAAUAACUAAUAAAUUUUAUUAUACCUUCAUUCAAUUUUAAAUUUUAUAUGUUUAGUAUUGAAAAGAGUAUAUAUGUAAUGAACAAUUUUUUUUCGUAUUUAUAUGUCAUAUUUUGUAAAUUUUUGUUACUAUUUAUUACAAUUCUAUUGUAUUUUAUAUACAAACAUUUUGUUUGUGAGACAUUUUUUGAAUUUUUUAGUAUUUAGCAUGGAAAACUAAAAAGCUCUGUAUGAUCAAGAUAAUCACGGAAUUUGAAAGAUUUUUCUUCAUACCAAAAGCUAUUUGAAACUAAAAUUCCCUGUUGAUAAAUCAACAUUUUUGAGGUUGGCUAGGGAAAAAUGGUGGAAGUGAUGAAUUUUGCAUGCAAACCUUAAUUUAAUAAGACUAUUAUAUAAUAUUCUUAACUUAUCUCAUAUUUAUCUUGUAUGAAAUUUUUGCAACAAAACAAUGCACUUUCACUCAGACUUAUGCAUGGUUGUCUCAUUCAGUGUAAAAUGUAACUUUCACAUGUCCCAAGAAUAUUUUGUUUUUUCCUUGCUCGUGUAUUUCUAUCACUUGACCUUUAUUUAUAGUUACAAACCAUGUUAUCUAUGUCAAUUGAAAUAAAAAUACAUUAUAUAGAAAUUUAUAAAAACAAUUUUUUUUUGUAUUUUUUAAAGUCUUUUAUACCACUUUGUAUAAGCCAGCAUUUUUUAAAUAAAUUCUCUUUUGUUGUUGAAUAAUUAUGUUUAUGUUAGGUAAUAUUUAUUUAUGUAAAUGUUGAUAAUAAUUCCUUUUUUGUUUAUAUAAAAAACUGUGUUUACAUGUUUGAAACAUUUGCAGCGAUGAUGA
This is a messenger RNA of Hydractinia symbiolongicarpus, 1912 nucleotides long. RefSeq names its product synaptosomal-associated protein 25-like. Lineage: Eukaryota; Metazoa; Cnidaria; Hydrozoa; Anthoathecata; Hydractiniidae. The transcript has 7 exons. The coding region runs from base 326 to 940 and encodes 204 amino acids. Gene Ontology annotation, molecular function: SNAP receptor activity; syntaxin binding. Gene Ontology annotation, biological process: synaptic vesicle fusion to presynaptic active zone membrane; synaptic vesicle priming; exocytosis. Gene Ontology annotation, cellular component: SNARE complex; plasma membrane. The record is from RefSeq and is a predicted model, not a curated record.